Molecule: messenger RNA, 1499 nt
Organism: Alnus glutinosa
Lineage: Eukaryota; Viridiplantae; Streptophyta; Magnoliopsida; Fagales; Betulaceae
Exons: 1
Coding region: 378-1385 (335 amino acids)
Source: RefSeq, a predicted model, not a curated record
AGAAAAAACCCAUGGUUUCUCUUACUCUAUCCCCCUUAAAACCUUAUUAUUUCUGGUUUCUUGGUUAACCAAAAUGGUAUUUUUGGUGGUUUUAGGCUUGGUUCUGGAUCUCUGAGAAUAUUGCUGGAUUUCAUGCGAUAUUAUUGUUCUAGGGUUCUCCACUGAUGGAACUUUUUGCCUGAUUCUAUGCCUUCUCUGUCCAUUGCCGUUGAUGGGUAUGACUAGUAGAUUUGCACUUCUUUCGUGGGUUUGCUUGUGUUGAUCGAUUUCAUGCUCAUUUUUCAUUUCGCUGGGUUUUGGAUCCUCUUCUCUGUCCAGAAGAACUAAAGCAUCAAAGUUCCUCCCACCUAACUCUUUCUCUCGCGACACAUACACACAUGGCCGCCAUGUUUUCACGAAGGCUCAGCUCUAAGCUUCCAAAAUCAUCCCAUUUAUUCCCAUCAUCCACCACCUCUUUCAUCAUCUCCUCGAACUCUCAGAACUCUAAUUUCAAACCCUUCUCAUUGCUCUACCCUCAAUACUUCAAUUCUGCAGUAUCACAAUCCCCAACAAAAACACUUUCAAACCCAAAUUUCAAUGUCUUCAUUGCGCCUUCCUCAAACUCCACCAAAUCUGGUAAUCCAUCACACCCAAAACCCCAAAGUUUCCAUCUUGGUUCCGUUGGGUCAUACCCAAGUUCUGUUGUCAGAUCACAAAACUCUCACCUGUUUUUGUUGCCAAAUGAAAAACUCACAGAAAGUUCACCCCUAAAUCCUUUGGUUGGUGCAAAACCCAGUAGUUCCAAUCUUAGUUUGAUACGGCCAUGUUCAAGUUCUAGUACCAAGUUCAACAGUUUUGACCUUUAUUGGUUUUCUAGAGGAAAACCCAGAUUUUAUUCAACCUCUGAUUCAUCCUCAGAAUCUGAGAAACCCCAAAAUCCCAGUCAUUACCCGAGUCAAAACCCUGAUUUCAAGCACCAAGAAAUUGAGGGACCAACGGUAGAACGUGACCUCUCGGCUUUGGCCAAUGAGAGCCGAGAAGUUCUUGAAGGGAUGAUGAAGACCAUGUAUGGUUUAAGUAAAGCUGUGGCUUUUCUGGGUCUGGCUCAGCUUGGCCUUGGAGCUUGGAUUGCUUACAUUACCAAGUCUUCACCUGUUUCUGAGAUUUCAAUUCAGAGCGCUGUGGCAUUUGGGUUUCCUUUUGCAUUGGCCUUCAUGUUAAGGCAAUCCUUGAAGCCAAUGUACUUCUUUAAGAAGAUGGAGGAGCAAGGUAGGUUGCAGAUUUUGACUCUGACUCUCCAGGUUGCUAAGAAUUUGAAUCUCUUUUUCGUUCGAGUUCGUGGAGUUACUUUCAUGUGUAUUGCUGGCUUGUCAAUUGGAUUUUUGUUCACUCUGCUAUCAAGAUGAUUAGCUUUGUUCUAAAAAUAAUUAUAUAGAUUUAUGUUGGAUUUCCCUAGAGUUGGAAUUUGUUAGUUCAUAGUUUUUCAUGAUCAAUAUCUAGAUGUUCUUGAUUUUGAGUCU